CAGCUGUAUAGCGACAUGCUUUCUGCUUCCUCUUGUUCCCUAGGUAUCCAAACAAUUCCAAACGUGGUAAAUAGAAGCGCAUAUUUCCCAACUUUAGACACGAAUAAUUAUGCACACGCAUAACAACUUCAAGACCCCCUCCGACGAAGACGAACUGGAUGAUCUGGACGAGGACAUGGUGGUGGGCGUCAUAGCGGAGAUCGAACAGGAGGUGCUGAAUGAGUCCGAUAGCGACAACGACGAGUACGACCUGGUGGACAUGGGUGCUCCCGUUCCGCCGAACGAUGGCGACAGCGACAGCAACGAGAGCAUCAGCAGCGACGACAGCUUCGAUCCGAAUGCCGUGGACUCGGAUUCGGAUGAUUCGAUGCUGGAGGAUGCGGCCGGUGGCUCCUCCGCCGGGGGAGCAACAAGUGCUAAGCGCCGCAAGGAUGACCAGGAUGGCCCAUCGGGAAGCAACAGGGAGCCCGCGGAGGCCACUUUCGAUUUCGAUGAGGAUGAUGAAACGGACGAGACUGUACGCGCCAUUAUAGCCGCCAUCAAGAAACCUCGCAGUGCUCCGCCCGAGAUCAAGCUGGAGGACUUUAUCACGGACAUCUGCUUCCAUCCGGAUCGCGAUAUCAUUGCCCUGGCCACCAUCAUCGGGGAUGUGCACCUGUACGAGUACGGCAACGAGGAGAACAAGCUGCUGCGCACCAUCGAGAUUCACUCGAAGGCCUGUCGCGAUGUGGAGUUCACCGAGGAUGGGCGCUUCCUGCUCACCUGCUCCAAGGACAAGUGCGUCAUGGUCACGGACAUGGAGACGGAGAAGCUGAAGAAGCUCUACGAGACGGCCCACGAUGAUGCCAUCAACACGCUGCAUGUGCUCAAUGAAAAUCUCUUCGCCACCGGCGAUGAUGCAGGCACAGUUAAGCUGUGGGAUCUGCGCACCAAGAACUCGAUCUUUGAGCUCAAGGAGCUGGAGGAUCAGAUCACCCAGCUGACCACAAAUGACCAGCAUAAGCUUCUACUGGCCACCAGUGCCGAUGGCUACCUGACUACAUUCAACAUUGCCGCGCGCAAGAUGUACGUGCAAUCGGAACCGUACGAGGAGGAGCUCAGCUGCAUGGGCAUCUAUCGCGGCGACUCCAAGCUGGUGGUGGGCACCUCCAAGGGGCGGCUUUAUACAUACAAUUGGGGCCAGUUUGGCUACCACUGCGACAUGUAUCCGGGCAUCAAGAGCCCCAUUAGCCUGAUGAUUCCCAUCACCGAUCGAAUUGCCUGCGUGGCUGGGGAGGAUGGAAACAUUCGGGCCUGCCACAUCGCUCCAUAUCGUAAUCUCGGCGUGGUGGGGCAGCACAACAUGCCCAUCGAAUCGCUGGACGUGAACACCAACGGAGAGUUGCUGGCCUCUUCCUCGCACAACAACGACGUGCGUUUCUGGAACGUCAAGUAUUUCGAGGAGUUCGGGGACAUCAAGUACAACGAAAAGCACAAUGCCUACAAGGAGAAGCGUCACAAUCUGCCCUCCUCCAAGUGCACCAAUGCCGGGGACUUUUUCGCCGACCUGACCAAAGAGGAUGACGAUGAUGAUCCGGGCGCAGGAACCAGUAGUAACACAGCCUAGAGUGGAUUAUUUGCUAGCCAGGAUUAAUAGCUGUACUCGCUGGGUGGGUCGAUU
Messenger RNA from Drosophila takahashii, 1660 nucleotides. Its product is annotated as WD repeat-containing protein 55 homolog. Lineage: Eukaryota; Metazoa; Arthropoda; Insecta; Diptera; Drosophilidae. Gene Ontology annotation, molecular function: protein binding. The record is from RefSeq and is a predicted model, not a curated record.